AUAACAAUUUAUUUCUAUAUGCAGAGAGAAAAAAUGGGAAUAUAUUUUGGUGUUUUCGUUUUACUUGGGUGUUUCACUAACAUUAGUGGUCUGACAUGCUGGGAUUCUAAAUGGUUUAAUGAGUCAUCUACCUUAAAAAACGGAUCGAGUUAUGAGUUUCCGUCGGUUAAAGUGUUAGACAAGAUUUGUGUAGAUGGUUCAGCAGUUAUUGCUGCACGCUGUAAAGACGAAAAAGGAGAGCCAUUUAAUAUCACGAAGAACGACACUAUUAACCAUUACUAUGCAGUAUGUAAUCAAAUCAACGGACUUAUAUGUCAUCCAUAUAUGAAUGUAAGAAACGCAACUUGUCCAGACUUUGCUAUACAGUAUGGUUGCAGAGGCCCACCUACGGCACACACUGGAGGAACUGGUGCGCCAAAUGGAUGUGUUAACGUAACUACUAAUUAUACGACCACCGUUUAUGACGGGAACGGAAUUACAUCUGCCCGCAAACAUCAUUGCAAGAACAAUGCCCAGGGUUCUAAAAGCGUUGGAUUGUUGUUGGCUUUUUCGACAUUGGUGUUGAAAUUGGUCUUACAAGCAUUUAGCAUCGACUAUAAAUGAAUGCACCCACAAUACAAUGAAUAUUCAUUGUUUUCUAGACGUUAUAUUAUUUAUUUGUUGUUUCUAAAUUCUCUCAUUACCAUGAUUUCCAAUUAUUGAUAAACAAAGAUGUCAUAUUCUGAACAUAAUUAUAAUUUCAUUAUUCUGUGUGACACAUGAAUUUUCACAUAAAUAUUAUUUUUUAAGAAGGGUUGUUUGAAUUCUUUCAGAUCCAUUUUAUAAUCAAGAAUUAGAUUUUACAUUAUUUACAUUAUAUUCCUUUUCCGGCUGA
Messenger RNA from Ruditapes philippinarum (Manila clam), 874 nucleotides. RefSeq lists its product as uncharacterized. Bases 19 to 603 code for a protein of 194 amino acids. Lineage: Eukaryota; Metazoa; Mollusca; Bivalvia; Venerida; Veneridae. The transcript is spliced from 4 exons. The record is from RefSeq and is a predicted model, not a curated record.